GGAAAUUUCAGUUUCGGAAAUCGCGUUGCAGCAUGCGACCGAGGGCCAAUAAAUUUGUACUAUUUUGAAAUGUAGUUUGUAGUACCUAGUGUUAGAAAAUCUCACUAAAAUGCCGCCCACAGUUCAAACAAACGAUUCUGAAAGGGAUAAGCGUCCUCAAAGGACGGGUGAGAGAAGGUCGGAGUUGGUGACACGAGUAAAGUAUUGCAAUACAUUACCAGACAUACCUUUUGAUUUAAAAUUCAUAACUUAUCCAUUUCCAUCGACGAGAUUCAUACAGUAUAAUCCAACGUCUUUGGAAAAGAGUUACCGCUAUGAAGUUCUGACAGAGCAUGACUUGGGAGUGCAUAUAGAUCUGAUAAAUCGCGACAUAUAUCAGGGUGAUGGAAAUUCAGCAUUGGAUCCCGCAGAUGAGAAGUUACUGGAAGAUGAUGUUCUCACUCCUCAGGAUUCCAAAAGAUCUCGUCACCAUGCCAAAAACGUGUCUUGGUUGCGGCGUUCAGAAUAUAUUUCUACAGAACAAACAAGAUUUCAACCUCAGACAAUGGAAAAGGUUGAAGCUAAAGUUGGUUACAAUGUCAAAAAGAUAUUCAGUGAGGAAACACUGUAUAUGGAUCGUGAAAGCCAGAUUAAGGCCAUAGAAAAAACCUUUGAAGACAACAAGAAGCCUAUAGAGAAGCACUAUAGCAAACCCGGAGUCACUCCUGUGGAGGUCAUGCCAGUAUUCCCUGACUUUGACAUGUGGAAGUACCCUUGUGCUCAGGUCAUAUUUGACACAGAUCCAGCACCUGCUGAUAAGAAUAUAGCAGGACAGAUAGAGGCCAUGUCACAGGCCAUGAUUCGAGGUGUGAUGGACGAAAGUGGAGAACAAUUUGUUGCAUAUUGCUUGCCCACCGAGGACACAAUUCAGAAACGUCGUCGUGAUAUUACUGAAAGCAUACCAUACAUGGACGGUGACACUUACGAGUACAAAAUGGCCAGGGAAUACAAUUGGAAUGUCAAAAGUAAAGCCUCCAAGGGUUAUGAAGAAAACUAUUUCUUGGUGGUCCGUAACCAUUGCGUGUACUACAACGAGCUGGAGACUCGGGUCCGCCUGUCGAAGCGUAGGGCUCGCGCGGGUGCUGCGGCGCAGGCUCUUACAAGACUCGUGGUCACCCAUCGCCCUCUCAGCGCUCCCGAGCACCGCAUGCUCAGACUGAGGGAGAAACAACUGGAGCCUCCGCAGGAGGAAGACGAAGAAGAAGAAGAGGAGGAUGAUGAGGAUGAGGAAGAGGACAAACAAGAACAACAGAAUGAAAAAGAAAGAUCGCGUUCUCGUUCAAAAUCGGGGUCGAAGUCUCCGCAAGGGUCGGAGAGGUCCAAAGGUUCGAGGUCGAGGUCAAGGUCAAGGUCGAGGUCGGGAUCGAGGUCACGGUCCCGCUCCAAAUCCAAGUCAAAAUCGCGCAGUCGCUCGAGGUCAGCGUCAGGAUCGAGGAAAUCGAGGUCGAGGUCAAGAUCUGGAUCAGCAAAGUCCGGGUCAGCGAGAUCACGCUCCGGUUCAGCCAAAUCCAAGUCCCGGUCUCGGUCCCGGUCGGGAUCCCGCGCAUCAUCCCGGGCCUCCUCCCGCGCUUCCACGAAGAGCAAGGCGUCUCGGGCCAGUUCUGGCAGCGCUCGGUCUAAGGCCAGCUCUAAGGGGAGCGGGAAGGGCUCCAAAGCAAGUUCAAAGGCGAGUUCCAGGGCGUCGUCUCGCGCUAGCAAACGGUCUUCUAGGGCUUCGUCCAGAGCCUCCAGGGCAUCCUCUAAAGGCUCUGGCUCGAAGGCCUCUUCUAGAGCCAGUUCUAGAAGGAACUCUGGUUCUGGCAGCGGCUCCGAGAAGUCCAAGAGUAGAUCCCCUAGUGGCUCCAGACAGGGUUCACGUAGCGGGUCAGCGUCGAGUGCGUCUUCGCGCCACAGCGCUUCUGACUAGAUUAAUAAUGAUAUCCUGUAAUUAUUUAGACUGUAAACUAUUUU
Chilo suppressalis (striped riceborer) is the source of this 1989-nucleotide messenger RNA. The record is from the annotation of a GenBank genome assembly. NCBI's taxonomy places the organism in Eukaryota, Metazoa, Arthropoda, Insecta, Lepidoptera, Crambidae.